AUGAACUUUAAUCAUGCUCUGGAGACUCAAAGAAGUAAUAGUGCAAAGCUUGAAUACUAUGAUUCAACAAAAGUGCCUAUUUUGCGAACAGGAUUGGAAAUCGAGAAACAUGCAUCGACGAUAUAUAGUGGUAGUGCUUUUAAUGAAAUUCAAGAAGAGAUAGUAUAUGCAUGUUUCUCUUUGUCUUGUGCAACUCUAGGAGUGUCUACCAGUAGAGAUAUUGAAGUAUAUGACAUAAAGGACAAGGAUUCAAACUCAUGGACAGUGACUUACUCCAUUGGUGAUGACACAUAUUUGUGUGGAUGCAAAAAAUUUGAAAGACUUGGUCUAUUGUGCAGCCAUAUAUUUUGUGUGUUGAAAUAUAAUUUUGUUAAGCUGAUACCCGAGAAGUUGUGUGGAGGAAGAUGGUUGAAGUCACAGUUUGUGAAGUCAAUACAUGGAGGUUUUUGUGAUGAUCAAGAAGUACACCUUGCUGUGGACAAGAAGAAGAUUGCAUAUAAAAACUUGUAUGCAUUAUUCAUUGAAACAACACAAAGCAUUGAAGGGAACAUUGAUAAAAUCAAUGCAUUCGCUGCAAUUAUUGAAGAAGGUAAGAAGCAGCUUCUUGGAGAAGGUGUUGUUUUGUCUUCCACACAGAAGAGCGCAAUGAUUGAGAACUUCUAUGGCUCACAUGUUCCGACCAAUAUUGAAGUUCAUCCUCCUGAUGUUGUUAGUACAAAGGGAAGUGGAAGUAGGCAUAAAUCGAAGAGGGAGUCAGCACUGAAGUUAGCAAUGAAACCAGGCCGAAAGUGUGGAAACUGUCAUGAGAUUGGACUCCAUGAUUCUAGGAACUGCAAAAAGGUUCAUGAGAAGGGAAACCAGAGGCAAUGA
Molecule: messenger RNA, 870 nt
Organism: Salvia splendens (bonfire salvia)
Lineage: Eukaryota; Viridiplantae; Streptophyta; Magnoliopsida; Lamiales; Lamiaceae
Product: protein FAR1-RELATED SEQUENCE 12-like
Exons: 1
Coding region: 1-870 (289 amino acids)
Biological process (GO): regulation of DNA-templated transcription
Molecular function (GO): zinc ion binding
Source: RefSeq, a predicted model, not a curated record